AUGACGAGUCUUGGCAGAAAUCUCUGGAAGAAUUUUGCUUGCCUGAAUCGUUACUUUUCUUCUGCCUCGGUCGCCGCGGUGCGGUACUCAGUGGGAAGAGAUCCGUCGUCACUCCCGUUGGCUCUCACCCAGAAGCUUCCUAAAAACCCCAUCCCUUGUUUCGUCGCUGACCGUCCGGUUUCUCUACGCUACAGAGUCAAAACAAUGAUCGAGCUUUCUCAGUUGGACAAGGCUGCGGAAAUCGCUCGUUUCGCUGGAUCGGAAGAUCAUCGCGAUGGCCCCGAGACAACGAUCGUCAUGUGCAACGAAAUCAUCGACGCCAUGAUUGGGGCCAAACGUUACGUGGACGCCACGGCUCUGUUCCACUACUUCUUCAACGAGUGUAAACUUAAUCCCAGCGUCGUCUCUUUCAACCACAUGAUAAAAGUCCACUGUAUUGAAAACCGCCUAGACAAAGCCCUCCAACUAUACCGUCACGCCACAGUUUCUCGUCGAGACAACGAAGACACAUACAGGAUUCUGACCAAAGGUCUUGUCCAUGCAGGGAGGAUCUAUGAAGCUCUGGGUAUGAUUAAGGCGGUAGGUAUGUAUGAUUUAGUUGCAUACACCUAUCUGAUUCGUGGCUUCUUAGAUCUUGGAAACAUCCACAAAGCUGGUCAAUUAGUCGAUGAAUAUUUGCACGGUAGGUCUAGUUAUUAUUACAUAGGGAUUCGGAAUGCAGAGUUUAUGGAGUACUGGUUUAGACAAGGCAAUGAUGAGAAAGCCAUGAACAUUUACAGCUCAAUCAUGUCCAGCAAUGAAAUAUAUCUGAGGGGUGGAGAUACCCUUUUGAGAAUCUUGCUAAAGUACGGUAAGAUAUCUGAGGCGUGGGCAUUGUUCAAGGAGAUGAUAAACAAUUCUAUCACACGACCUAAUUUCAGUUCAGAGACUAUUAAUAUGAUGGUGAAUGAGUGUUUCAAGAUCGGCAACUUUAAGGAGGCAAUGGAUACUUUCAAGCUGGGAGCUUCGUUUUCUAGUUGUUACACUAACAUUAUCGACAGGUUUUGCGAGCUUGGAAUGAUGACUGAGGCAGAAGGUUUGUUUGAGGGAAUGUGGUCACACAAAGACGACUUGGUCUUGUCCCUUGAGAAUCCUACAUUUAGAUCAAUGAUCAAUGGAUAUGUUAAGGCUGGGAGGGUCGAUGAUGCUCAACAGAUGUUGAAAAAGAUGGUGGAUGUAAGUCUACUCAAUGUUGCUGUUCGUCAAGCCGAUUAG
Messenger RNA from Camelina sativa (false flax), 1254 nucleotides. RefSeq names its product pentatricopeptide repeat-containing protein At3g60960, mitochondrial-like. The record is from RefSeq and is a predicted model, not a curated record. Gene Ontology annotation, molecular function: protein binding. NCBI's taxonomy places the organism in Eukaryota, Viridiplantae, Streptophyta, Magnoliopsida, Brassicales, Brassicaceae.